This is a messenger RNA of Suillus plorans, 732 nucleotides long. RefSeq lists its product as uncharacterized. The record is from RefSeq and is a predicted model, not a curated record. The transcript has 4 exons. Bases 1 to 732 code for a protein of 243 amino acids. NCBI's taxonomy places the organism in Eukaryota, Fungi, Basidiomycota, Agaricomycetes, Boletales, Suillaceae.
AUGCUAUAUCGUGUCGUAAAACCAAGACGCGGACCUAGAGAGCUAGUGAAGAGAAAUCUUACGAUCUACUCGAAAUGCGGUGUCGCCACCUGGGAAGAUCCCUUGGACGGCUUCCAGCUGCUGUUCACAGGUGCUGCCGAAAUGAGCUGUGUCAUUGGUGACACCAAUAUUGGGGGUACCGCGUGGGUCGGUGACGAGUACAAGUGGACAGAUCAUGAUGCUUGUUUGGCUGUGGUGGGUGUUGGUGAGAAGAUCCUAGAGAGUGCUAGUGAAUGCGAUCAGCUCUUGUUCGAAACACAACGCCGCCACCUGAUUGAGCCCUCGCAAGACAUAGAGGCGUACAAAUCUGGCAGUGAUGCUACGAUUCCGAUUUCAGGUGAUGGUACUGCGAAGGAAAAUAAUAUCAAUGUUUCUGGGAGAACAUUGAAAUCAACGACGAGCAUCGAAUUAGAAUUAAAGCAGGAUGCGAACCUGCAAAGAGAAGUUUUGAAGAGUGAACCUCGAAGGGCAGCAGUGCCAACUACAAGGAUGACAUCAAAUAAUGACGCUGCGAUCUCGAUUAAUGCCAGACAUCAUGGACUGCCAAAAGCUGUGAUAGACAUGGGGGUACAGCGCUGGGAGAGUAAAGUUUGGAAGUGGGAGUUUAGAAGACAACGAGGUGAUCUGCAGGAAUCUAGAAUAUAUAUCUGGUUGGUUAUUUCUUUGUUCGAGGGUGAAAACUUGUCGAGAUGA